AUGCUAUAUUUUGAGAUGGAAAACAACCCCGAAGAUAGUCGCGAUACAACUAUACGCAACAUGCAACACGUCAGUGAUGCGAGUCGAGUUUUCCGCCUGCUGGUCUCAGCCUGCAGUCCCAUCUGGGUGGAACUACCGCUUCCGAACGAGCAUCUCACGACGCGUGCCUUGAAGGCUACACAAGGAAAACAGCUCACACUGCGAGUAGGGUACACGCAAUCAACGGAGGACUGGAGAUCUACCAAGUCCGCCGUCGAGUUCGUGACUAAGGAAUCCGACGAUGCCAAACGCGUUUCGACCUUAGACAUCUACCUCAGCAACGAAGCCAGCAUACGCGCGUUCGCACUUUUCCGUCAUGGUGACUUGUCCGGCGUACAGGAGCUGAGGCUCGAGAACCGGACGACCUCGUUCAACGCGACCUACCGCGCCGUCAAUUGGGGUGCAGUCGCCAAGCUUGAACUCACGGAUGUUCUGAUGGAUGACGACCUCAAUAUCCCGAGCAGUGUUGAGAGCUUUACCCUUCGGUAUCAAGAGCUCACUUUCGAAUAUCCUCAAACACUCGAGGCUAUUGCCCGCUUCCAGUUCCUCAAAGAACUGGCGAUACACUCUUCGACCAAGUUGAGCGCUUCUGCAGACGCGGCCUCUGAAAGCGCGAGACCCCGCGCUCUUCCCCCCCUCGCUCGAUUUGAAGUCGUCGGAGACUGGAGACUUUGCGCACUUCUAUUGAACUGGGCAAAACUAUCACCCGAGUGCCGGAUCGUGGUGGAAGCCGAUGAUGUCGUGGACAACAUAGAUCUCGCGGGCGAAUAUCUCAUGUACGCCGGAUAUACCCUGCAAGACAAUACAGUCAAUGUCACCAGCGCAUUGACAGCCGUCGCGUCUCACUUCGGGAAUCAGAGGCGGACAACUCUGGAUCACGUCCGUAUCAACCAGUCCGGAAAAGACAAUAACAAGGCAACACUCGAUUUCAGAUAUGCAAACGGAGCUGGGGGUAUUCAAACCUACUUCACGCUCACGGUCAAAUUACCAGACCUUAUCGAUACAGUCCCAGAUGUACUCCCGCACAGGCUUCUCGCAAAGCACCCGUGCUUUUGGGGCCCUACUCGUAUGUCUAUACAGGGUACAGCGAUAUUUAUCAACAAUGAGAUCCUCAACGCAAUAUACCUCCGAAAAAAGGGGGUAUGUAUGGGGGCAAAAGAGUUGGAUAUCUGCGUCAAGCCUGCCGGCACAGACCUCGGUGCAGAGCAUCGCAUUUUAUCCAACCUGGGAAUCGCAUUUGGCAACCGCAUGACUGUCCGGCUGGAAAGGCUUGUGUGA
Messenger RNA from Peniophora sp. CBMAI 1063, 1317 nucleotides. The record is from the annotation of a GenBank genome assembly. NCBI's taxonomy places the organism in Eukaryota, Fungi, Basidiomycota, Agaricomycetes, Russulales, Peniophoraceae.